Arabidopsis lyrata subsp. lyrata is the source of this 2738-nucleotide messenger RNA. RefSeq names its product ubiquitin carboxyl-terminal hydrolase 17. Gene Ontology annotation, molecular function: cysteine-type deubiquitinase activity; cysteine-type endopeptidase activity. The record is from RefSeq and is a predicted model, not a curated record. Bases 298 to 2550 code for a protein of 750 amino acids. Gene Ontology annotation, cellular component: nucleus; cytosol. Lineage: Eukaryota; Viridiplantae; Streptophyta; Magnoliopsida; Brassicales; Brassicaceae. The transcript has 12 exons. Gene Ontology annotation, biological process: protein deubiquitination.
UUCUCUAUUCACUUUCUCUCUCUAACAAGACACCAUUUCCUGAUUUCUUCUUCUUCCUCUCCCUCUCUCUCUCUAGCUUUAAAUCUCUCCAGAUGCCCAAAUCCUUUACCCGCCGUCGCUUCUCUAAUCGCCACCAUCUUCUCCGCCGUCUUAGCUUCCACAUUUACUCUUACUCUCACCAUCACCGUCGUCGUCCUCCUUUGCAUCAUCACCAAUCUCUUUUGUAGACAAUGUUAAUCACCUUUCUAAGAUUCGUCUCUUCCAGAUUGAUUCUGGCUUCUCUCGUUUGAGAUUAUUAUGCCGGUUUCUCCUGAAAGUGAAACCUUAGGGUUUCGUUUUCUAUUGAUUGGGUUUAUGAUGUUGGUUUUUCUUCUGAUUCGUCGGCAAUGGAGAUCUGCUUCUGUGAGGAGAGAGGAAGUUAUUCGUCUCAUUGCUUUAGCCACCGAAGAAUCUUAUCUGGCGGAGGAGGUUCGUGCCUCCACUGUUGAUUCGGUUUCGGAUGUUUAUCGUUGCGCUGUUUGUCUUUACCCUACCACUACUCGUUGCUCUCAGUGCAAAUCUGUUCGUUACUGUUCAAGCAAGUGUCAAAUUCUUCAUUGGCGACGAGGCCAUAAAGAAGAAUGUCGAUCGCCUGAUUCCGAUGAAGAAAAGGAGGAGUCUGUUAAAUCUGAUGAUGAUGCAAAAGAGUCGAAUAUGGAUUUUCCGUCUCGUGGGACUGCGUUUGAAUCAUCAGCAGAAGUACCCUCAAAUGUGUCUGUUGAUGUUGCCUGUGAUAUGUCUACAAGUAGGCCUAGUAUUCAUAAACUGCAAGCUAGAUCUGAAGCUGUGGAUUUCACUACUUCUUUUAACUUAAAGGAUAAUCUCUAUGAGACCAGGCCACUUAGUAGGAAGAAAUCACGUAAUCGUACAGACAAGGUUGAAUCAGCGAGAAAUUAUUCCAAAGGAAAGACUGAUGCAAAGCCGCGGAAACUUGGCAAUCAAAAUUCUCGUAAGUCAGGUGGUUCGGCUGAAAUGUCAAUUACAGAUCAAUUUUUGUCAGUUGAUGAGUAUGAAGAAGAAAUAAAUGCAUUUGAACACGGAAGAAUUACAUCUGAACCAUCUAGUGCUUCUGCUGCCAUGUCAUCUUCAACUGUUUUCCUACCUUCAAAAGCUAAUAGUAAGCCAAAAGUGUCACAAGCUUCAAGUAGUGGAUUGAAAACAUCGGUGCAGAAAGUUGUUCAGCAUUUUAGACCCCGACAGUCGUCAAAAAUGUUUCAACCUUCCAGUUCUAUUGAUGAGAUGAGCUUCUCAUAUGAGUUGUUUGUGAAACUUUAUUGUGAUAAAGUAGAAUUACAGCCAUUUGGUCUUGUGAACUUAGGAAACAGUUGCUAUGCAAAUUCUGUCCUUCAGUGCUUGGCAUUCACUCGGCCACUUAUGUCAUACCUUAUUAGGGGAUUACACUCUAAAACAUGUAGAAAGAAGAGUUGGUGUUUUGUUUGUGAGUUUGAACAUUUAAUUUUAAAGGCAAGGGGAGGAGAAUCUCCUUUAUCACCUAUCAAGAUCUUAUCAAAAUUACAAAAGAUUGGGAAGCAUCUUGGCCCUGGAAAAGAAGAAGACGCACACGAGUUUUUAAGGUGUGCUGUUGAGACAAUGCAAUCUGUUUUUCUCAAAGAGGCUUCUGCAGCUGGUCCGUUUGCUGAAGAAACUACUUUAGUAGGCCUUACGUUUGGUGGAUAUCUUCAUUCCAAGAUUAAAUGCAUGAAAUGCCUCCACAAAUCUGAGCAAUCGGAGCUGAUGAUGGAUCUAACUGUUGAGAUUGAUGGGGAUAUAGGAAGCCUCGAAGAAGCACUUGCUCAAUUUACAGCAUACGAAGUCCUAGAUGGAGAGAACCGGUACUUCUGUGGCAGAUGUAAAUCUUACCAGAAAGCCAAAAAGAAAUUGAUGAUAUUGGAAGGACCCAAUAUUCUUACUGUUGUGCUAAAACGUUUUCAGUCUGAUAACUUUGGGAAGCUGAGCAAACCCAUCCAUUUUCCCGAGCUUCUCGAUAUUGGCCCGUAUAUGAGUGACCCAAAUCAUGGUGAUCAUCCCGUGUAUAGUCUCUAUGCAGUGGUGGUCCAUUUGGAUGCUAUGAGCACUUCAUUUUCAGGUCAUUAUGUUUGCUACAUAAAAACCCUUCAUGGAGAUUGGUUCAAAAUUGAUGACAGCAAUGUUUUUCGGGUUCAAUUAGAGACUGUAUUACUAGAAGGAGCAUACAUGCUUCUUUAUGCAAGAAAUUCUCCGAGACCGGUGAGCAAGAACGGUGGUCGGAAAUCAAAGGAAAGAAGAAAUUUGGCUGCAAUUCCGUCAAGAAACAACAAGAAACAGAGAGACAGUGAGAAUAACAGUUUGUUGCUGCGUGUGGACUGGUCGAGUGGAAGUCUAUCGUCAAUGUUUAGCUCAUCGGACACAACAAGCUCAUGUAGCACAAAAGACUCAUCAGGUAUUGAGACUUUAUCAGAUUACCUGUUUGGUGGAGUUGAACCGGUUUGGAAACGGGAUCGUCAUGUUUUAUCUGCUCUAACGUUUUAUUGAGAUUUUUUGAGUCUGAUGACCAAUUUUUGUCUUUGAACCAAUAAGAAACAGAAAUAGAAAAUGUUCAUUUUUAAUAUCUACUCAAUUCGAGCUGACGUGUACAGUUUUAUUGAGCUUUUUGACUGAACCAAUAAGCAAAAAUAGAAAAUGUACAUUUUUUUUAUACCUUCUUUCUUGACUCCAGUCAA